Molecule: messenger RNA, 1645 nt
Organism: Durio zibethinus
Lineage: Eukaryota; Viridiplantae; Streptophyta; Magnoliopsida; Malvales; Malvaceae
Source: RefSeq, a predicted model, not a curated record
UAGUCAUCAUUGUAGCCCCAUUUAUUACACCUUGUCUUUUGCUUCUUUCUUUCUUUUUUUUUUUCAUUGUUCCUUGCUGAAAAUGCUCUUUGCCUCUCUUUUCUCCCAUCUCUCAAACCUUUUGUGACUGUGUUUGCAGGCCUCCCUCACCUGUCCUGCAACUAGGGUUUCCUCUUUAAAAACACUCUCUCACAUUCAAUAAUAAAGCCUUAUAAGGAAUUUUUCAUCUUUCUGUGGCUGCAUAGUCUUUUCCAUUGGUACAAACCAAUCAAAGAGACAGAGAUCUUGAAAGAGCCUACUCAAAGGGAAAAGAGGUAAGCUGUUUGGCAGGUCAGAAAAAGCCAAAGUUGUUUGAAAAGAAGAUGGCAGAGAGUAUUUUUCUUUAAGCAAUUUCUCAUGAACUCUUCGUAGUCCUUAACCUAGCUGUUUCUCAAAGAAGUCUUGAUAUAUUGAAUUCAGAACUAAGGCCUUUUUCCAGUUUAACAAAGUCAAUGAACUUCCAGCUUCCGGAAGAAAAUCAAAGAUAUACUACUUAACUAAUUUUUACUUUAUCAUCCAUAUAUAUAACCCCAAAUUUGACUUCAUGGUUGACUUGAUGCAUGCAAUUAUUUGUUGCUGAGAAGAUGGCUUCUUCCAGCUAUUCAAAUUCUCCAUGUGCUGCCUGCAAGUGCUUGAGGAGAAAAUGCAUGCCAGAUUGUAUUUUUGCACCAUAUUUUCCACCUGAAGAGCCACAGAAAUUUGCCAAUGUUCACAAAAUAUUUGGUGCAAGCAAUGUUAGCAAACUGCUUAAUGAAGUACCACCCCAUCAAAGGGAAGAUGCAGUGAACUCCCUUGCCUAUGAAGCUGAGGCAAGGAUGAAAGAUCCUGUUUAUGGCUGUGUUGGAGCCAUUUCAGUUCUCCAAAGACAGGUAAUGAGACUCCAAAGGGAAUUGGAUGCUACUAAUGCUGAUUUAAUCCGAUAUGCCUGCAAUGAAAUGCCACCUGCAGCAGCAUUCCAGUAUGGAAGAAGAACAGAAACUGGUCAUGGAGGAACUUCAUUUAAUCAAAAUACUGGUUUUUACUAUCCCUCUCAGUGGAAUGACCAUUGUGGAGACAAUGAGAGAUCAGGUGAUGGAAGCAUGUGAAUCUAUAUCAUGUAAUUAUUAAUGUAGCUGUAUCAUUUUCUAUGUGCAAAAUUAUUAUAAGGUGGGAAGUCCCAUUUAGCUGGCUUUAGGGUUUUCUAGUUAUGGAAUUUGAUAAGGGACCAUGUGUCAUAUCAUGGUAUUUUUAUGAUAUGCCAUUAUAUACCCUGAUGAAAUGUUAUUCUCAGUGUCUUAUUACUUUGUGAAAAUGAUCUCCAUAUAUAACAAUAUCAUGCGACUGUUCUUGUUUUAUUCAGAGAUUCUAUGUAUGUAACAUGCCUCUAACUGAAGUUAUCAACUAAAUUAUGUUUUAAUUCAUUCGUGAAGAUCAUAAGAGUAUAGCUUCUGAGAAGGUUUCCAAGCUAGCAUUAAGGUUCAUUUUCCUUGGUGCUUGAGUUUAAGCAGCUUGGAUAGGAUAUAAAAACCCAUAACUUAAACAUCUAUAAGAUAGCUCCAUCUCUAUUUUAUCAGGCAAAACAGAAGGAAAAUAAGGCUUGUAACACUUUGGAUAAGAAGCUUCCUAU